This is a messenger RNA of Epinephelus lanceolatus (giant grouper), 2072 nucleotides long. RefSeq names its product tubulin folding cofactor E (gene tbce). Gene Ontology annotation, biological process: cytoskeleton organization. Lineage: Eukaryota; Metazoa; Chordata; Actinopteri; Perciformes; Serranidae. Gene Ontology annotation, molecular function: protein binding. The record is from RefSeq and is a predicted model, not a curated record.
CUUCCGGUUAGCGAAGACGUCAUAUGUUUUGGGUUGAUAGCUAACGUUAGCUCAGGAGCUAAAACCCCUCUAAAGCUUUAACAUAAACGCCUCGGAAGGAGCCUUCGAUGGGAGUGGACCAGACCGAGCCGGAGGUACCGGAGGACGCGGUGGGCAGGCGGGUGUCCUGCGACGGGGAGCGGGCCACGGUGCGGUAUGUGGGCGCGGUGCCACCGACAACAGGGCUGUGGCUCGGUGUCGAGUGGGAUAACCCAGAGAGAGGCAAACACGACGGCAGCCAUGAGGGAGUCCAGUACUUCACAUGCAGACACCCUAAAGGAGGCUCCUUCGUCCGUCCAGCGAAGGUGAGCUUCGGCGUGGACUACCUGACCGCUGUGCAACAGCUGUACGAGAUCGACUCAGAGGAGGUGCUGAGCGAGGACAUCUCCAUCUCCUCCUCCAAGAAGCUCAAGUGGGGGAGGAUCAAGGAGCGCAGUUUUGAGAGUCUUCCGUCAGUGUUGCUGACUCGCUGUGAGGUCAACGGGCCGGGGCCCGACGGAGAGAUCAGGAAAACAACGCCAAAUGUGCGGUGGUUGGACCUGUGUGGGACUCUGCUGUCCUGCUGGGAGGACGUGGCUGCUGUCACUCAGCAGCUGGACAAACUGGAGGGACUACAGCUCAGCUCCAACAGACUGCGUUUGCCCUCUGACCCGUCGGCGCUCUGCCAGGCGUUCUGCGGCCUCAAAGUCCUCGCCCUCAACAGCUGCGACCUCACCUGGCCGCAGAUCCUGGAGUGCGCCCCCAUGUGGCCACAGCUGGAGGAUCUGUGUGUCGAGGAGAACAACAUCACGGAGCUGCAGAGGCCUGAGGGAACUCUGCAGUCACUCAAGAGUCUCAAUCUGUCCUGUAACCCCUUGAUGCAGCACAGUGUGCUCACUAUGGCUGCUCUGCCCAGAUUGGAGCAGCUGAACUUGUCUAGGACCGGACUGUCUGACAUUCGAUUUGAUGAUGCUGCUCCUGGGUCUCAGACAGCCAUGUUUCCGGCACUGAAGGAUCUCAAGCUGGACCACAACAACAUCACUGAGUGGUGGGUGGUGGACGAGCUGGCGAAGCUCCCCAGUUUGGUCAACUUAUCGUGUCGCGGUAACCGACUGGUGAGCAGCGAUGGAAACCCCAGAACAGCCAAUCAGCUGCUCAUCGCCAAACUGGGACAACUGGUCGUCCUCAACAGCCAUGAGAUCCAGCCCGAGGACAGGAGGGGGGCGGAGCUGGACUACAUCAAGAUGUUUGGAGAGGAGUGGCUGAAGGCAGGGGGGCGGAGUCAGCUCAGCACCCAGUUCACCUGUCAGCACCCUCGUUACCUGAGCCUCAUCGACAAGUACGGAGCUCCAGAGGAAGGCGAGCUGAAGAAGCCGGAGCCGUUUGCCCUGAAAAAUCAGCUUUUAAAGAUUAGGUUUGUGUUUCCUGACGACGCAGACCGGGAGCCGAUUGAGAAGAAACUUCCAGCCUCCAUGGUCGUCCAGAAGGUGAAGGGACUCCUGUACAGACUGCUGAAGGUUCCUGCAGCUGAUCUGAAGCUCACCUACACCAGUCCCAAGAUGGUGGGGACAGAGUUUGAGAUCGACAGCGACCUGAAGACUCUCCAGUUUUACUCCAUAGAGGACGGAGACCAGGUGUUGGUCCGCUGGUCCUGACCCUGAACCUUGGAGACAGAGCAGAAGCUUCCAGAACUGAACUGAACCUCUGUGUCAGACUGUUGACACACAGAGUCAUACUGAGAGGUGGAUUAACUUCAUAAUGACGCUCACACUGGAGAUGUUGUUUGACAGGAAGUGAACCGCACACACACACGGAGCAAAUCACCGCUCAGAGUAACGCACGGCAAUCUGUCCUCGUGGACUUCCUUCAGGAGGGAAACCUGCAGGUGCACUUAUAAACAAACAUUUAAUAAAUAAAUGACACUUUUUAUUUGUGAAUGAUUUCUCUUAGCGUCAGUUUGAAAGUCUUCAGUCAGACUGAACAGUUUGAGUUGGAGGAUUCAGGUGGAAACACUUCAACCAUUAAUGUGUAAUAAACUAUAAUAUUAUCAUUUA